UUUGAGCCCGCGGCAGCGCCAGCCUUUGUUCGGGGCGGAGGAAGGCGGACGCGCGGCGUUGCGCUCGCCUCGUCGGGGAGGCUCCGCCGGCCAGGAUGGCGCUCUUGCUGCGCCCUGCCGCGCCCGCGCGCCCGCUGCUGUCUCCCCCGCUGCCCGAGCGUCUGCCGGGCGCCAACGGCACCCAGGCGAAGAGCCGCCCGCACGGCUGCGACAACGGGGCGCUGCUGGACCGCUUCGGGGUGCUGGUGCAGGCGCUGCUGGCCGUGGUGGCCUUCAGCACCCUCAUGCGUAAGAACCGAUUUAAGGAAGCGAAAGGAGAGAGGCGACCCUGGAGAAUAUGGUUUUACGAUACGUCGAAGCAAGCCAUAGGCGCCCUUUUCAUCCACUUUGCCAACGUCUUCCUGUCUGACCUGACUGAAGAAGACCCCUGCUCUCUCUACCUGAUGAAUUUCAUCCUGGACGCCACUUUGGGGAUGCUGUUAAUUUGGUUCGGCGUUAAAAUGGUGUCCUGGGUUGUGGAGGGUUGGAAAUGCAUGCAUCUUGUCUUCGGGGAGUAUGGUGACCCUCCGCAAGCAGCUGCUUGGAUUGGACAAUGCAUCCUCUACCUGUUGAUUAUGGUCUUUGAGAAGACGACAGUUGGCCUUGUCUUGCUCAUCCCUGGCUGGACGAAGCUUCAAGAGAUUCUUCUGAACUACAUUCCUGAUCCACAGCUGGAGCUGGUGUUGGUGAUGCUUGUGGUCCCUUUUAUAGUCAACGCUGUUAUGUUCUGGGUAGUGGACAACUUGAUCAUGAAGAAGCACAGGCAGAAAGAAAGCUUUGAAAUUAGUGGAGUGAUGGAAAUCUCACGAGCUUUGCGGGAUGAGGAAUACCAGGUGCUGCUGUGUCCGGCUGUGGAUUUUGACCAUUCUGCAAGCGACCAGGAACAGUCAGGAUCUUUCCUCAGAGUGAAUCCGACGACAAGACCAUUGGACCACCCGGUUUCGGUUUAAAUGGGGAUUGUGAGCUAAGCCAAAAGGAGGGGACAGUGGCAACUGAGAGACCUGCAAUAAGGAUGCUUCACAACUGAUGUGCCCAUCUUUGGUUUUCCAGGAAAGUGGAGCGUCUGUGGCAAUUAUGCAUUUAAAUAAGGAUCACAAGGUGGCGCCAUCCCAUUGUGUCCAAAAGUGAUAAUGCGCAUGGGACUUUUCCAUCAUUCCUAGCCUUUGCUCGGGAGUAUGGUGCUGGGUAUUUGAUCGACAGAAGAUUACAUUGUUGGUUGCAUUUUGUUCUCCUGAGCUGUGCUCAUGCAAAUGAGACGAAGUGGGUUGACUUGAUUCUGGCUGGCCAGCUGGUGGCAGAUUUUGUUUGGGUCUGAAUGGUAACACUGCAUCCUUGAUAGAAUUAAGAUUGUAUGUCUGGAGCGGACUCUUCUGGCAUGCAAACUGCACAGAUCACUCAUAAAUCUGCACACGGAUCACUCAUAAAAAAAA
Podarcis raffonei (Aeolian wall lizard) is the source of this 1469-nucleotide messenger RNA. RefSeq names its product store-operated calcium entry regulator STIMATE-like. The transcript is spliced from 8 exons. Lineage: Eukaryota; Metazoa; Chordata; Lepidosauria; Squamata; Lacertidae. Bases 96 to 989 code for a protein of 297 amino acids. The record is from RefSeq and is a predicted model, not a curated record. Gene Ontology annotation, cellular component: membrane.